Eublepharis macularius is the source of this 3522-nucleotide messenger RNA. RefSeq names its product Rho GTPase activating protein 17 (gene ARHGAP17). Gene Ontology annotation, biological process: regulation of actin cytoskeleton organization; signal transduction; regulation of Rac protein signal transduction. Gene Ontology annotation, molecular function: protein binding; GTPase activator activity. Gene Ontology annotation, cellular component: cytosol; cytoplasm; intracellular anatomical structure. The record is from RefSeq and is a predicted model, not a curated record. The coding region runs from base 156 to 2834 and encodes 892 amino acids. The transcript has 20 exons. Lineage: Eukaryota; Metazoa; Chordata; Lepidosauria; Squamata; Eublepharidae.
UGUCCGCGGAGGCUUCCGGUGGGGGCGGGAGGCCGGGCGAGGAGCGACCGAGUGCCCGCCCGCCUGCCGCUGCCCGCCUGCCUGCCUGCGCGGGGCUCGCGAGAGGAGCUCGGAGCGGCCGAGGGCGGCGGUCCCGCCAGGAGCCUCUCGCCGCCAUGAAAAAGCAGUUCAACCGCAUGAGGCAGCUGGCCAACCAGACGGUGGGCAGAGCCGAGAGAACGGAAGUCCUCAGCGAAGAUCUGCUGCAGAUUGAGCGGCGUCUGGACAAUGUGAGGUCUGUCUACCACAAUUCCUACAAGCGGCUGAUGGCAUGUCUGCAUGGCCAGUAUGGUACAGACGCUGACAAGAGACAUAAGAAGCUCCCGCUCACAGCUUUUGCUCAGAAUAUGCUCGAAGGUGCUCUCCAGCUCAGUGAUGAAACCUUAUUGGGGAAAAUGCUGGAGACGUGUGGUGAUGCGGAGAAUAAGCUGGCAGUCGAACUCUCUCACCACGAGGUGCAGGUUGAAAAAGAGAUCUUAGAGCCACUCAACCAACUGACUGAGAUGGAAAUCCCCAACAUUCAGAAGCAGAGGAAACAACUUGCCAAGCUAGUGCUGGACUGGGAUUCUGCAAGAGCAAGAUGGAAUCAGGCGCACAAGACCUCAGCUGUGAACUUCCAAGGGCUCCCAUCUAAAAUCGACUCCCUCAAGGAAGAGGUGGAUGAAGCAGGGAAUAAAGUGGAGCAGUGCAAGGAUCAACUAGCUGCAGACAUGUACAGCUUCAUUUCCAAAGAAGGUGACUAUGCCCGAUAUUUUGUCUCGUUGUUAGAAGCACAAGCAGAUUACCAUAGAAAAGCAUUAGCAGUCUUAGAAAAGGUGCUCCCAGAAAUCCAGGCCCAUCAAGACAAAUGGACAGAGAAGCCGGCAUUCGGGACUCCCCUGGAGGAGCACCUCAAGCGCAGCGGCCGAGAGAUUGCCCUCCCCAUCGAGGCCUGUGUGAUGAUGCUCUUGGAGACCGGCAUGAAGGAGGAGGGCUUAUUCCGCAUUGCUGCUGGAGCGUCCAAACUGAAGAAGCUCAAAGCAGCAUUGGACUGUUCCACCUCCCAGCUGGAUGAGUUUUACUCUGACCCUCACGCCGUGGCAGGUGCCCUGAAGUCUUACCUCCGAGAGCUGCCAGAGCCACUGAUGACCUACGCUCUGUACGAGGAGUGGACACAAGUUGCAAAUGUUCAGGACCAGGACAAGAAGCUGCAGGACCUGUGGAGAAUUUGUCAGAAAUUGCCAAAGCAGAACCUGGCAAACUUCAGGUACUUAAUCAAGUUCCUGGCAAAGCUGGCCCAGUGCAGCGACGUGAACAAGAUGACACCCAGCAACAUCGCCAUCGUGCUUGGCCCAAACUUGCUGUGGGCAAAGAAUGAAGGUUCUCUUGCGGAAAUGGCAGCAGCAACUUCGGUGCAUGUGGUUUCAGUUGUUGAGCCCAUAAUCCAGCAUGCCAACUGGUUCUUUCCUGAAGAGGUGGAUUUCAAUGUGUCAGGAGCAUUUGUGGCGCAGCCUACUGUGAAUUCAAAUCACCUACAUUUGGGGAAUGACUAUGAGUCCGGGACAGCUGAGCGGAAGAGGCCGGUCAGCAUGGCCGUGAUGGAUGCAGACCUGGUGAAGGACAGCUUUGGUGUCAAGGUUUUGGACUUCCCGGCAAACACCCGGCGAGGUGGCACUAUAAAUAGAAAGCACACAGCCCCAGCUUUCCAGCCGCCCCUCCCACCCACAGAGGCUGGCCUGCUGGCUCAGGUUAUGGCAGAACAACCCGCACAGGGUGCUGGGGCUGAUCUUGGCCUCUGGGGGGCUGCCUCUGCCCCCCUUCCUGGCCCAGCAGAGCCCUCCCAAAGUCACGGCGCUGAGGACAGCAGCAUUUCGAAAUCGAAAGACUCCACGCCCUCGACUACCCCUCCACCCACAAGAAACGGCAGGCACGGAAGCACCCCUCAACCCCAUCCCCAGCCUGUUGGGGGUGCCAGCCAGCUGUCACUUGGGCAGCCACAAAGCACUGCAGGGCCCAGCCCACACACCCUCAGACGAGCUGUUAAAAAGCCUGCACCAGCCCCUCCAAAGCCUGCCAACCCACCUCCCGGACAGCCUGGAAACCAGAGCGCAAGCCCAGCCCCUCCACCGCCAUCCGUGUCUCCUAAGCCAGUCACCAGAAGCCCUUCUCCCCCUAGCCAACAUCCCAACCAAGGAGGCACCCAGCCAACCACUGCUACCUCCCAGGUCUCCGCAUCUCGGCGAUUCUCCAACAUCCUCUCCCCCAUCCAGGCUCCCAGCCACCCCCCACCCCAGCCUCCCAUGCAGGCUGCUACCCCUCCUCUGCAGCCGAAAGGCAACAGCCCCGGGUCCUCCCCAAUGGCAGCACCUGCCUCCGAGCCUACGCCCGAGCAACCACCUCCCACCCCUCCUCGCACACCAACCCCACCUGACACUCCUCCCCCAGAGAAGCACAGCACUGCCUCCUCUACCUCUCCACCUCCUGCCCAGGAAACUCCGCUGGCUCCGUCACCCCCUCAAACUGGUACAUUGCCAAGGCCCAGGCCUGUGCCCAAGCCGAGGAACCGCCCCACUGUCCCCCCUCCACCUCAUCCUCCUACUUCUCACCCAGCCGCAGGAGACGGUUCUCUUCCGGGAGCACCUCCAACUGCAUCCCGCAUAGUAACUGACUCCACUUCCAGUGUUCAGGAGCCACUACGGGGCCUCCCCGCCACAGAACUUCCAUCGACAGAGUCAGUGGUUUUACCAGGUCAGAGUUCUCACAACCACCACCUUGUACUUGACAUCAAUCAUGAUACUGAAAGCACUGCUUUGUAGAAUAAACAAACCACUCCAGCAGCCACAGCCUUUCCUGUCCCAGUGGGAACCAAACCAGUCAAGACUGAUCGGUGAGAAGCCUCUUUCACAAAGAGAGGGGGGGGCUAGGAAUGUCCUGGUUCCUCCACUUCUGACUCCAGUGAAGAUCGGAAGAAUUUCAGUGACCUGCAUCUUGACAGAGGUGUUAUACUGUGGAUGGAAUGACUUGUCUGUUUCUGAAGCUUAAUUGCUGCUGUUAACCCAAAAGGGCAUCUGUCGAAAAAUUCAAAUGAGAAUCCAAAGUAAUGCAUGUAUGAUGGAAAUAAUCUGUUGGACUCUUCCUAAUUCUCUUCUCUUCCCAAGAAGAGGGCUCCCAAGAGACAUUCUCUUUGACAUGCUGCAGACGUACUGUUUGAACACGUGAACCAAAAACCCGCCUCGUGGGCUGGGGGGGUGGCUGCUGGUUCUGUCACCCAUCCAGCCUGUGGAUGUGCCCUUGUGCCUUGAUGGAAACAUAUCGUCUCUCUAACCAUUUCAGGGCUACUCUUAAGUAUUGAUUGUUUAUUUACUCUUUGUUUUUCACAGUUAUUUGUAUUAACCAUCCCUGCUUUGGUUUCUGUAAAAUCUAUAGACAGCUGCUGUCAAGCUGAAAACUUUGGAAAAUGUGUUUUUGCUUUCCGUUGUUAUAUAAAUGGGUUGAACUUUAAAA